GAGCAGCGAUAUGGCAGCCUUCAUAAGUUCUGCGAAAUCUUUUCGCCCAGUGUUAUUAAAGUUGUUUUCGUUAAAGUUUGGAAAUGUCCACCACACAAGGACGAUAUCGGCAUUGGUGCAGCUGUCAGAAACGCACGAGAUGUUACGGAAAACCUGCCGUGACUUUGCACAGAACGAACUGAAGCCGAUAGCUGCUCAAAUCGACCGGGACCACCAGUACCCGAAAGAACAGGUGCGUAAGAUGGGAGAGCUCGGACUGUUGGCGAUCGACGUUCCGGAGGAAGAUGGCGGUACGGGACUCGACUACCUCGCAUAUGCCAUCGCCAUGGAGGAGAUCAGUCGUGGAUGCGCAUCUGCCGGUGUUAUCAUGAGUGUGAUGAAUUCACUUUACCUGGGACCGAUCAAGAAGCAUGCAAAUCCAGCACAAAAGGAACAGUUUCUGAGGCCGUUCGUUGGCGGAGAGAGGGUCGGAUGUUUUGCCCUGAGUGAACCAGGAAACGGCAGCGAUGCUGGUGCAGCGUCCACCAUGGCUAAGGACAACCCUGACCACUGGCUUCUGAAUGGCUCAAAGGCUUGGAUCACGAACGGAUACGAGGCGGAGGGAGUUGUUCUCUUCGCAACAACCGACAAAGCUCUCAAACACAAGGGUAUAAGUGCGUUUCUGGUUCCGAAACCCAUGGCAGGUCUGUCAGUGGGGAAGAAGGAAGACAAGUUGGGCAUCAGGGCCAGCUCGACCACCACUCUGACGUUCGAGGAUUGCAAGCUGCCGAAAGAGAGCAUCCUCGGUGAACGCGGAAUGGGCUUCAAAAUUGCAAUGGAAACGUUAGAUGCUGGCAGAAUCGGCAUUGCGUCGCAAGCAUUGGGCAUUGCACAGGCUUCCCUCGAUUGUGCUGUUGACUAUGCAGGAACAAGACAGGCCUUUGGAGCUCCGAUUGCCAAGCUGCAAGCUAUUCAGAUGACAUUAGCGAACAUGGCUGUGGCGCUAGAAUCGGCAAGACUGCUCACUUGGCGUGCAGCUUCUCUGAAGGAUGCUGGGAAGAAAUUUACGAAGGAGGCGGCCAUGGCUAAGCUGGCUGCAUCCGAAGCAGCAACCUUGUGUUCCCACCAGGCUAUUCAGGUGUUGGGCGGGAUGGGUUACGUAACAGAUAUGCCUGCAGAGAGGCACUACCGUGACGCUAGAAUCACGGAGAUCUACGAGGGAACCAGCGAGAUUCAGAGACUUGUCAUAGCCGGUAACCUAUUGAAGGAAUACGGGCAGUGAUGUGUGAACGCCGUGGAAGAUGGCACGUCUAUGUGUAAUUUUGUUAGUAAUUUGGAGUGCGAAUUACUGAGAAAUCAUUUGCCAAAAAUCGUCUAGAGCGACUGGACUAUAUAGCGAAGGCAAAAUAUUUUGAUAGCAGCAGUUUGUCAGACAUCCAUGCUAUGCCUGUAAUGUGUACAUAUGGUUAUUUUGAUUUAAUAUAAUAAAGAGCAUUGAUAAAUAUGUUGAAAUGGA
Messenger RNA from Priapulus caudatus, 1495 nucleotides. Its product is annotated as short-chain specific acyl-CoA dehydrogenase, mitochondrial-like. The transcript is spliced from 10 exons. Lineage: Eukaryota; Metazoa; Priapulida; Priapulimorpha; Priapulimorphida; Priapulidae. The coding region runs from base 11 to 1261 and encodes 416 amino acids. Gene Ontology annotation, cellular component: mitochondrion. Gene Ontology annotation, molecular function: flavin adenine dinucleotide binding. Gene Ontology annotation, biological process: fatty acid beta-oxidation using acyl-CoA dehydrogenase; butyrate catabolic process. The record is from RefSeq and is a predicted model, not a curated record.